UCUCUCUGCGCAUGCGCGACAGACAUUGCUCUCCGUAGCCAGACAGCAGCAACUCGGAGAACCAACACCGGGGAUGUGCUCUUCAUUAUUCCUCAAAACCAAUAUAAAGACUAAAUCUCCACAAAAUGAAGUUCCCCUACUCAUAGAUUCGUGAGAAUAUGGUGAGGAGAAGGUGUCCCAUGCUGCAUUAGCGUCAGAGUGACAUGCUGGCCUGUCUGCCGGCAUCAGGUGACCCUACCGUCAGACUUCUCCCCCGCACGCAGAUGAACACUGGACUUCAGAAAUGGGAAACUACACAGAAGAUGAGAUCUGCCAGCUAUCCAACCCCAGCAGAGUUGGAUGCCUAUGCUAAGAAAGUUGCCAACAGCCCUUUGACCAUCCAGAUCUUCCCCAACAGUGUCAAAGUACCUCAAAGGAAGCACAUUCGCCGCACAGUCAACGGGCUCGACACAUCCCUGUCCAGCCAGCGCCACAGUCCCUACCCGUCUCAGGUCAGCUCCAGUCGGGGUCUGCUGGCCGUUCUCCGUGUGCCCGCCAAAGGUGUCGUCAAAGAGUCGGACGGCAGCCGCACCAGGCACUUCCAGAAGGCCGCCAUGAACCCUCACAGCGGGGCGUACGCCGCUCAAAGCACUUUAAAUCUCUCUCAACCAGCCCCUCACCUACAAGGCCCGCCUCAGAAGCAGUGCAUGGUUCACCCGCAGUCACUACAGCAAAGCAUGCCUCAUCCAAUGACUCUACAGCAGCCUCAAACCAUGCCACACCCGCAGGCUCUACAGCAGAGGAGCAUGGCCCAUUCGCAAGCUCUGCAGCGGCAGCAGAGUUUGUCCCAGGUCCUCACUCCAGAGCAGAGAUUGACUCACCCGCAGAGCAUACAGAGGCAGCAGAGUCUGCCUCACACCCAGCCGCAGCAGCACCAGAUCCAGCCUCAUCCCCCGGUCGGACCACAGCAGCAUCUUUCUCACCUGCAGACGCUGAAGCACCCCCCGGCGCCUCCGCAGGCGUUACAUGCACAGCAGGGAAGGACUCAAGACCUGCGCCACAUGUCCGACGGAGCCCAGCUUCCGAGCAUGCAGCACGCCCAGGGGCUAGGCGGCCCGCAGCCCGCCCCCCAGGCUGCAGGCACGGGACUUCCGACCGCGGCCAAUAGCCUUCAGCAGCCCGCGCCGGGGGCGUACGGGCCCAGGAAGCCCCCAGAUGCUGACGCCCCACCAAAUGUAACUGUAUCUACCUCCACCAUCCCGCUGUCCAUGGCGGCCAGCCUGCACCAGAACAGGGCGAGUGACCUGAGCAGCAUCGUGCACCAAAUCAACCAGCUGUGUCAGGCACGGGCCGGUAUGGGCUCCACCUCCGUCUGCGAGGGCCAGAUCGCCAACCCCAGCCCCAUCAGCCGCAACCUGCUGAUCAACGCCAGCUCCAGGGUGUCCUGUCACAACCCGCCCCUGGGCUCUGUGCCCAGCUGCCUCAUGGUGGGACCCUCGGACAAAGCCUUGGCUCAGACUCCCAAUGCUGCACUCCACUCUCUGCCCAGUUUAGCUGCUACUAAUAGCAUACCUGCCUUUCAUGCAGACCCUGAGAAGGUACAACUGCAGCAGCAGCAGCAGCAGCAGCAGCUGCAGCAGCAUUUACAUCAGCAGAAACAACAACAACAACAAUUGCAGCAGCAGCAGCAGCAGCAGCAACAACAUUUACAACAUCUGCAGCAGCUGCAGCAGCAGCAGCGCUCCUGGGCCCAGCAUCAACUGGCCCACAUGCAGCAGCCCCCCGAGGGGGCCCAUCCCUGCAAGAACCCAAGGAUGGAGCCUCCAACCGAGUGCGCUUUUCCCUCUCGAAACCUCAACCAUUCCCACAAGCUCCCCAAUGCCACACAGUCCUUCAACCUGAAGCACCCCUCAGAAAAAGGCCGGCCAUCGUCCCCCGUUAACUGCCCAGUAGGUUCUAUGCCUUACAUUAAUGGCCACUACAUGCAGCCGCCGUGGGGCGGCAUUCCCGCCACAGCGAGUAACACUGGAUCCGGCCCUCAGGACCUCCCCGGAUCGUUCCAGGGAGGGCAAGUCGCUGCCUCCGCGAACCGCAUCCCGGGGGCAAAGUAUCGGCCGGGCAAAGAGGGUCCUCCUGACCAGGCCAAGCUGAUGCAGAACGUGGAUUUCUUAGGAGGCGAAUUCCAAAUCCCCAGCUUUCAGGAGCAAAGCAUGAGUGUGUUGGAGAAGAUGCACAGGUCGGCCAUGGGCCAAGUUCAGGAGCCCAAUAAUGGCGGCGGCGUUCACUCUCAUCACCCGGGCUACCGUUAAAGCGUGCGCUUAUCCCUCCCCAAACCCCGCCCCUUACUGUGUUUUGAGUGCUAUCUCAAAAGCUACUUUCAGCUCCUGUAGUUUAUACUUUUAGAUCUUGCAAGUGAUCAAUUACACUUUAGUUGCUCCAGAGCUCGAUAUGUAGACCCCAUCAGGUUGUGAUGUUUCAAAGUAUUGCUCAGGUCUUAAGCCAUGUCGUACCUUUGUUGCAGAUGACGUUUUUUUUUUUUUUUUUCAGAUUGUUGUCCACUGUAGAGCAGAAUUCCUCUUUCUCAUUACUAGCAUGGAUGUGCUGCUCUUUGUUUAAGUAUACAUUAUGUUCUAAAAUAUUCAUUUGCAGAUGAGAAUUUGCUUGCCACAUGGCUUUUUCCUAGGUUAAUGUGUAAAAAUGUAUUUUUAAUUUUUUUUUUUGCAUUUGUGGCCUUACAACUGCCCAAAGGCAAGAUAUUAGGAUAUCCUUGUGUGGUGUUUUUUUGUUCGUUGCUAUUAUUUAUCCUCUUGUGAUCCAUUUAAAUAAGAAAGUUACAUGUAUAUGCAAUUAAUAAGACUGUUGAUAAGGCUUUGGUCCUAAAGGCUCCCUCUCGUGUUUGAGGUUUACACUUACAUGGGGCCCGGCUCCUUUAUCAGGAAUACAACAUGGCUUCUGAACUGCACCAUUUUUGUCUGCAUGGUUCAAUGGGUGACUAAUCUGAUAAAAAGAAUGUGACAUGGCUAAUGCUCGCAUAAAGACAGUAACCUUCUUCCUGUUGUUUACUCUUGGUUCGGUAAGUGGGCCCUCGUGUGAGAGUGUUAUAUCUUAAGAAUGGUGUUGGAAGAACCUGUUUUACCGGCCCUAUCUGUUUCUAUAAACGAUCCUACUCGAACUGUAGAAAUUCUUUCUCAUCUGGCGAGAGAAGCACAAACUCCAUGAGCCCCGGUUUGUCCGUAUCCAACACGAACCAGAAUCACUUAGCGUGACGUACCUACGUCAGCAUGUGAAAAGUAAAUUGAUCACUUGCAAGCACGCGAGUACUCGAAAUAGUGGGAGCCGGGAAGACGCUUUCCCCUGAAGUGGUGUGGACACGCUGCCUCCUGGUCCUCAGCCCUGCCGUGUGCCGUGGCUUUGCUACCUAUAAAGACAAAGUGAGGACAUUUAAAGCACGAAGCUCUUCAGGUUGAUGUCGUCUGGGCCUCCUCAGGCCUUCUGGGGAGGGGGGGGGGGCUUAAAUGUCACAGUAGAUAUCCUUUACUUAACACUUACCUUAACUGACUUCCUUUUCUAGGAUCCCAACUUGUGAGGGGCUUCGUUGUGAGAGAGAACAACGUGUUUAUUUCUUUCCCUGGAGCUUAUUUGGCAUUUAAUGUGUAUAGGCAACGGAUGGGGAAUAAUGUCUUGAAUUUAAACAUUAAGGUAAUCAUGCUACUCAUACUUGAUAAAUCACCCAUCCUACUGUCUCAAAUGUUGCCUAUCAAGGAUUUUAAAAUAUGAAUAGUGUUUAGCAGAAUGACUGGGUAUGUAGAUAUGGGUUGUAGCAGUUAUUUUAAAAGUAUUUGUACUGUUUUUAUUUUUAGUUAUGCUUAAUAAAUACCCUGAUAUAGUUUAAUUUAUUAUUUUUGGACCACUGUGUCCUGAAGCCAUAGGUGUUUCCACAUUAGGUGCCAUUGGUGGGUCACACAGACGCAGUGUGAACUGAGUGGUCUGUCCUCUGGACGUCUAAUAAGAGCUUUGCUCUGUUACUCGGACGUCUCUCACAGCGCUGAGCGUUCUUCUUCUUGCUCCUCCCUUCUCUGAGUUGUCCUUGGAAACACCGCGCAGGCUAAAGGGAGGCAGAGCGGCGAGGACGAUGCCCAGACAGAGUGAGCGUGGGUGCAAGGUGUAGAUUUUCUGGAUUUUGGUCUUUAUACCUAAUGGCAGUUUUCUUUUGUUUUGGUUUCCUGGCUCUUGUUUUUGACGUGCCUGCCCCUAAAGCUGCUAUAGACUUUUAAAACUUAACAUACACUAGUCUAAUUUGUGUAAGCGUGUGUGUGAAUACUAAUGAUGUAUGAGCUCUAUCAGUGAAAAUAAGUUCCUAUUUAUGUGGUGAAAAUCACCACCACUCAAAUGCUGGAGAAUUUUGUCUAUACUUUAUUCCAAAUAUACCUAAUAACUGACCAGUAUUUGGAACGGCCAAGUGAUUUUCAGCAGUUGGUGUGUGAUAAAUCGACACUAAUCAAUCCGACAGACCUGUCCGGUUUAUUUUUGAACUGCCUCUUUACAACCCGACAGUCAGGUUCUACACUUUCAUAUGAAGUGCCUCCACUGGUGGGUGGGUGUGUGUGGCGUGGGUACUUGCACACAGGUGUGUGCGCCGGUAAAAACGUGCACAGAGUUAAUCUCUGACGGGGGACCAAGCUACUUAGUUAUAACUACUGAUACUGUGUAAUGGACUUGAAGUCCUGAAGUGUGCCACGCCGGGACGUGUGAACUGUUUGCUGCUGACUCACCGACCAAAGCGACCAGGCGUGACCUCUGUAACCACCCCGGCAAGCUUGUAUCGGUGACGUAAAGAGAGUCGCUGCCCUCGGUUGUCACGGUUACAUCAAAUCUUGUGAAGUAAAAGUGAAAAGAUGUGAACGGAGCGUUAAAAAAAAAAAAAGAGAGAAAUCUAGAGUGUGGUUCCUGUCUGCACAGCUCACCCCCAAUUUGGUUUGGGCCAAGCAAGGGUCAGAUGUUCUAAACGGGCCUUUUGUAUGUGUUGUGGUUCCAUGUGACAAUGUCGUCGUCAUCAUGCAGAAAUGUCACAGUACACGUGGACGUGCACUGUAAAGUCUAUCCAGCUGUCUGAUGGCAUUACGUAUUGGGACGACUCUAGAUUUCCUUUUACUCUGAUCUGAUUGUCUUUGAUUCAUUGAAGAUGUAUCAUGUUGUGAACGGUGGUGGAGGGGGGCUUACUUUCUCUACUUUGUGAAAAUGUGAUAUUCCAGUUUUGCCUAACCUUCAGGAAUAAAAAUGUCUUGCACAAACAUUCCCCCUAACCAAAAUAAAGUUUGCAAACACGGA
Molecule: messenger RNA, 5307 nt
Organism: Pungitius pungitius (ninespine stickleback)
Lineage: Eukaryota; Metazoa; Chordata; Actinopteri; Perciformes; Gasterosteidae
Product: protein FAM222B-like
Exons: 3
Coding region: 204-2288 (694 amino acids)
Source: RefSeq, a predicted model, not a curated record